AGGAGGAGGAGAGCCGGAGGAGGGGGAAAGAGGGAGGGGAGAGCUGUGGCGGCGGCUGCGCCGGGCUGUGUGUCUCUCGCCGCCGGAGGAAGAUGAGGCUGAAGAUUGGGUUCAUCUUACGCAGUUUGCUGGUGGUGGGAAGCUUCCUGGGGCUAGUGGUCCUCUGGUCUUCCCUCUCCCCGCGGCCGGACGACCCGAGCUCGCCGAGCAGGAUGAGGGAAGACAGAGAUGUCAAUAACCCCAUGCCUAACCGAGGAGGCAAUGGAUUAGCUCCCGGGGAUGACAGAUUCAAACCUGUGGUACCAUGGCCUCAUGUUGAAGGAGUAGAAGUGGACUUAGAGUCUAUUAGAAGAAAAAAUAAGGCCAAAAAUGAACACGAGCACCAUGCUGGAGGAGAUUCCCAGAAAGACGUAAUACAGAGGCAAUAUCUCACAUUUAAGCCUCAGACUUUCACCUACCAUGACCCUGUGCUACGCCCAGGAAUCCUCGGUAACUUUGAACCCAAAGAACCUGAACCUCAUGGAGUGGUUGGUGGUCCUGGAGAGAAAGCCAAGCCAUUGGUUUUGGGACCAGAAUUCAAACAUGCUGUUCAAGCCAGCAUUAAAGAGUUUGGAUUUAACAUGGUGGCAAGUGACAUGAUCUCCCUGGACCGCAGCGUCAAUGACUUGCGUCAAGAAGAAUGCAGGUAUUGGCAUUAUGAUGAAAACCUGCUCACUUCCAGUGUUGUCAUUGUCUUCCAUAAUGAAGGAUGGUCAACCCUCAUGAGAACAGUCCACAGUGUAAUUAAAAGGACUCCAAGAAAAUAUUUAGCAGAAAUUGUGUUAAUUGAUGAUUUCAGUAAUAAAGAACACUUAAAAGAAAAACUAGAAGACUAUAUUAAGCUGUGGAAUGGCCUGGUGAAGUUAUUUCGAAAUGAAAGAAGAGAAGGUUUAAUUCAAGCACGAAGUAUUGGUGCUCAGAAGGCUAAACUUGGACAGGUUUUGAUAUACCUUGAUGCUCAUUGUGAGGUGGCAGUGAACUGGUAUGCACCACUUGUAGCUCCCAUAUCUAAGGACAGAACUACAUGUACUGUGCCUCUAAUAGAUUACAUAGAUGGGAAUGAUUAUUCCAUUGAACCACAGCAAGGUGGGGAUGAAGAUGGUUUUGCCAGAGGGGCCUGGGACUGGAGUUUACUAUGGAAACGUAUUCCUCUAAGCCACAAGGAAAAGGCCAAAAGAAAACAUAAAACUGAACCCUAUCGGUCCCCAGCCAUGGCUGGAGGAUUAUUUGCCAUUGAACGAGAGUUCUUCUUUGAACUGGGUCUCUAUGAUCCAGGUCUCCAGAUUUGGGGUGGUGAAAACUUUGAGAUCUCAUACAAGAUAUGGCAUGCGGUGGCAAAUUAUUGUUUGUCCUUGUCUCGUGUGGGACACAUCUACCGUCUUGAGGGCUGGCAAGGAAAUCCCACCUGUUAUGUUGGGUCUUCGCCAACUCUUAAAGAGUGAAAUUAUGUUAGAGUUGUAGAGGUUUGGUGGGAUGAAUACAAAGACUACUUCUAUGCUAGUCGUCCUGAAUCAAAGGCAUUACCAUAUGGAGAUAUAUCUGAGCUAAAAAAAUUUCGAGAAGAUCACAACUGCAAAAGUUUCAAAUGGUUCAUGGAAGAAAUAGCUUAUGAUAUCACCGCACACUAUCCUUUACCACCCAAAAAUAUUGACUGGGGAGAGAUCAGAGGCCUUGAAACUGCUUACUGCAUUGAUAGCAUGGGGAAAACAAAUGGAGGUUUUGUUGAACUAGGACCCUGCCACAGGAUGGGAGGGAACCAGCUUUUCAGAAUCAAUGAAGCUAAUCAACUCAUGCAGUAUGACCAGUGCUUGACAAAGGGGUCUGAUGGAUCCAAAGUUAUGAUUACACACUGCAAUCUAAAUGAAUUUAAGGAAUGGCAGUACUUCAAGAACCUGUACAGAUUUACUCACAUUCCUUCAGGAAGGUGCUUAGAUCGCUCAGAGGUCCUACAUCAAGUGUUCAUCUCCAAUUGCGACUCCAAUAAAAUGAGUCAAAAGUGGGAAAUGAAUAACAUCCGUAGUCUUUAGAAAGAACAAAAGAAACCAAUAACCUACCUACUGACAGGUAAAUUUAUUCAGGACUGAAAACCGCCUGAAACCUGCUGCAGCUGUUAACUCUGUACAGCUCCAAACCUGGAACCUCCUAAUCAGUUUGAAGGACAUUGAUGAUAAACUGUGAUUUUAUGAUAACAUUAUCAUCUGCAGUUACUGUUUACAAAACUGCUUUUACCUUAAACUUUGUAGAUGUUUACAUCAUUUUUGUUGUUUUAAGAUGAUGUUGGUUAUUUGUAUUUAGCUCUGUUGUACUAGAACAGAGUUAAAGCAUUGUUCUCUUCUUUGGGAUUACACUCAGGGUUCAGAAAGGCAGUUUGAUUUUUUUUUUUAACACACUUGAAGAAAAGGUUGGAGUAACCAGACUUUCAUAUAUAACUUGGUGAUUAUCAACCUGUUGUGUCUUUAUUUAAUUUCACAUCAUUUUGAAGCACUGCCACAGGUUAUUAGCCAAGGUGGCCUUCCUUCACAGUCAUGCUGCUUUUUUGAAAGGUGAAUUUCAACACAUUUAGUGCCUCUUUCAUUUCUCAGUAUAUAUUUCAAGAGCUUUUGAUGAAAUUUAUAGGAUGGAUAUGAUGGAAUUGUCACCUGGAAGAAGGAGACUACUCAGAAAUGAAUUUAUAUGUAACCAUUCACUAUGAAGUUUAAUGUUGUACAGCUUGAAAAAGAAAUGACAACAUGGAACAUUCCAAGGCUAUUCUAUAGGGUUUGUAGAUUGUGUGGCAUUAACUCCCUUACCUGCUGGCAUUACCAGUGCCUCGUAUCGAUAUUAACCCUUGAUAUAGCCAAGGGGUCUUCUAGCAGAGAGAAAAAUUAUCCACUCACAUUUGGGAUUUACUUUUCUCCAGUAUCUGUCACUUGAGAAAACUGUAAAUAAUUUCCAAUUUUAAAACCUUGAAAGGGAGAUAGCAAAACAACAAAACACCACUGUAAACAUGUCAAAGGUUCAUUCUAACCUAGGUAAGACUUUCCAAGCCCUUUUUAGAUCAAGCCUGACAGAACUCCUGCAAAUUGUAACCUAAGCUGUGCAACCUACGAAGCCAAGAAUGAAUUGAUGUUUCAUUUAUCUUCAUCCAAAUAAAUUCCCUGCACAUUUUUUAAAAAUUUUUAAAAAGUUAUCUAAGAAUACAGUUCUUUAACAAAUACAAACCACUUUCUGUUAGAUUGGUUGUUAGUUCCUAAGUGUGUUUAUCUUUUUUUAGAAAAUGUAUUUUUAUUAGUAUUUUUUUCAAUGAAAAGAUUUGUUUGGAUUUAAACAUCUUUCAAGACAGUUCCUACUCUAGGAGAACCAAAUACUGUAAACAGUCAUUUGAUUUUAAUUUCUAAUUAGUCUCUUAUUACAUAAAAGAUAGAAAACCGUAAGUUAUAAGUGCUAUAAAAUGUGGUGAGGUGAAGCAUGGCAAGUGAAUUAAGUAUUUUUGACCCUGAAUCAUGAUAUCACUACAAUGAAUGUAAUUUACAAAGUACUGGCAGAGGGAAGUAUUUUUAGUUGAAGCUUAAAAAAAGAACUUACAUUUGUUUAAAAGAAAAGCCUAUAAAUUUGAUUCUUCAAGCUUGGCCCCUAAAUUUGGAGUAAAAGUUAACAUUAAACAUCCUAAACAAUCAAGUUUUAUUUAUAAUUUUGAAUUGUCAAUUUGUAUUUUGCUACUGAUCUGUGAUCAGCCAUUUUAACUUUCAUUCAUCUCUAGGGAUAUUUAAAAAGGAAUACAUUUAUAUGGUUAUAUAACUGUAAAAUAAAUCAACUAUAAAAGAAGAAACUAAGAGAGAAUUGGUACUUUAAACACUUGUGUGUUUGCAAAUAGACCCCAUUUUCCAUGUUGAAUAGAUUAUAACCUUGUUAACUAUGCAUAGGCCUAAGAAAGGUGGCACAUGAACUGUCCAUGUAAAUUUUAAACAGUUAUUUUCUGCAAUUCAUUAGAAGUUACUCUGAAUAAUUCUAUACAUUUAAUCAGAAACUUUACCAAACACACAAAAACAUCAGAAGCUGCUGCCAUAAUGACUAUUUUCUACUGUAGGCUGCUUUGGAAAUAAUAAUUCCCAUGUCCUUGCUUUGUAAAUUGAUAAUAUCACUAUGCAUUUCUACACAUUUUAUAAAUUUGAUUUAUGCAGAUUUUGAUACACUGUAUGUUUCUGUAGAAAUUGUAUAAAUAUUCAAGAUUUUAUUAGGGAUAAAUUUGAGCUUAUGUAUAUCAAUUCUGGGUUGCUUGUUUUUUAGGUGAUAAAAAAAUAAAUACUGUAUUUU
This is a messenger RNA of Choloepus didactylus (southern two-toed sloth), 4332 nucleotides long. It is a transcript of the gene GALNT7, whose product is annotated as polypeptide N-acetylgalactosaminyltransferase 7. Lineage: Eukaryota; Metazoa; Chordata; Mammalia; Pilosa; Megalonychidae. The record is from RefSeq and is a predicted model, not a curated record. Gene Ontology annotation, cellular component: Golgi apparatus.